AUGCGCGUAUCCGCCACUACUAUUCUCGCCCUGCCGCUGCUUGCGACAGCGGCGGAGUCGCCCUUCGAGCAGUACAAGGCGCAGUUCCAGAACUUCCUGAGCUCCUUUGGCGCGUCCGCCCCCAGCGCGGAUAAGCCUGCCGCUGCCGCACCCGAUGCUGCGGCGCCCGCUGCGACGUCCGCCGACAAGAAGAUUUCCGUCCUGACCGUUGAGAACUGGAAGGAUGUUCUCUACGAGCCUGUCAAGGCCGAGGCCACGACUCCUGAGGAGUGGUGGGUCCUGAUCACUGGCGGCAACAAGACUUGCUUUGGCCACUGCAACAAGAUCGAGGCCGCAUUCAACGAGAGUGCGUCCAAGUUCGCCAAGCUUCCCGAAUCCCCCCACCUGGGUCUUCUCAACUGCGACGACCAGCCCGUCCUCUGCAACGGCUUGUCCGCAGGCACUGCGUCCAUCUGGUCCAUCGGCAUGCUGCCCGCUGGAUCCGAGGUCGACAUCUACAGGAAGCGCCUCAACGUUACGACCACCACCUCGGACGACAUCGUCGACCUGUGGAAGAAGAAGUCCAAGGAAGACUGGCUCCUGACGGAGACCAUCUUCCACCCCUUCAACAGCUUUGUCGGAAAGAACAACCUGUCCAUCCCCGUUGGAUACUUCUUCUGGGCCUUCAGCCUCAUCCCCAACUGGCUCUUCAUGCUCAUCGUUUCCUUCGGCAGCCGUACCCUCAUGAACCGCCGCAUGAACAACACCCUCGAUACCCGCCAGAACGCCGCUGCCGGUGCUCCCCCCGCCGCCGCCCCCGCUGGUGGUGUUGCGCGGUAA
Messenger RNA from Colletotrichum spaethianum, 819 nucleotides. RefSeq lists its product as uncharacterized. The transcript has 2 exons. The record is from RefSeq and is a predicted model, not a curated record. The coding region runs from base 1 to 819 and encodes 272 amino acids. Lineage: Eukaryota; Fungi; Ascomycota; Sordariomycetes; Glomerellales; Glomerellaceae.